AUCGGGGUCAAAGCCGUUAACUAACUAAGUUAACUAAGAAUCACUGUUGAAGGCAAGCAAAGGCAGCGAGCUUACUCCUAUCGAUACAAAACACCAUACCCCUUCUCAGUGGAUAAUCCAAACACCAGCAGUCUAAAUCUGAUCUUUGAAAUGUCCAACACCAUGAUUGUGCUUCCUCGUCCUGGGAUGGCUCGCCUCAGUGACGCACUACAGCCCAUCCGAGCACCAUCCGAAGCCGCCUUUGUCGCGACAUUUGGCCAGCUACUACCACAAGCGUCAUAUUUGCAGACAACUCAUGGCAGAGCUGCCUAUUACGAAAUACCAGCCUCAUCUCCAGCACCCUCAGGCAAUACAAACAUCGUCUCGCGCGUGCUAUUCGUGCACGGGGUCCAGACCUGCGCGAUCGGACUACAACCACUAGCGAGCGCGUUAUCUUCGCGUUUCCCGCACGCUCAGUGUGUCCUCGUUGACCUGUGGGGCCACGGGCUAACAGACACCCCCAUUGUCCCUCACGAACCUGCACUCUUCCAUGAAUUGCUGGAAACGCUGAUGGUGCAUCUUGGAUGGGAUGACGCCCAUUUUAUUGGAUAUUCGUUUGGUGGAUCAACGACCGCAACUUUUGCAGUCGCGCAUCCCGAACGUGUUGCAUCUAUGGUUCUAGUCGCACCCGCGGGUCUACUGCAUGCCAGUGACUUUGACGAAGUGCAAAAUAGUUACCUACGUGGCGGCGAAGGAUUGGAAGAGAAAGCGCGAGCAUGGAUUUUCGAGUUCCUCGAGGGAGGCCAGCUAGUCGUUCCCCCGGAUUGGAAGGAGAGAGUCGCGAGAGGCGAGAUGGUCGCCGAGGCAGUUAAACAAUGGGAAAUGGAGGAGCAUGAAGGUCAUGCGGCCAGCGUGAUAGCCGUCUUUAGGGACGGUGGAGCUUUGGACAAAGAUGCUGAAUUUGCUCAAGCGGCGAAGAGUGGAAUCCCGAACCUGACUAUUUUGGGAGAGCUUGAUGGGGUAUGCAGCGUGGAGACGCUGGAGCGUGUUGGCAUGAGCAAUGUUGCUGUCGUGCCGCAGGUUGGACAUGGCGUUGUGAGAGAAAGGGUACCAGAGGUUGCGAGUCUGAUUGAGAAUUUCUGGAAGGGACUUUAGCCUUGGUAUAGGGAAUGAUCAGGUUGUCAAUAUUCGAUUAUAAUACAGUAAUGCUUUCUGCUACCCAA
Messenger RNA from Penicillium brasilianum, 1202 nucleotides. The record is from the annotation of a GenBank genome assembly. NCBI's taxonomy places the organism in Eukaryota, Fungi, Ascomycota, Eurotiomycetes, Eurotiales, Aspergillaceae.